CUGGAAGGAACAGUACUGUAGUGUGUAUGAAUUUAAUUCUGUGUGACCCCUUCAGAGGUUAUUUGGCUGGAACUCCCGUCAGUCCUGGCCAUCAUAACCAACGAUGAGGAAUCUGGGGAGCGGCAGAUUUUGGAGGAUGCUGACUAUCUCUGAUAUGAAGGAAUUGUUCUGGGCCUGAAGAACGUCGGGGCGAUUUCAUUCACACCUUAAGAAAAUAAAAUCUCAACUGAGCCGCAAUCAUGUCAGCUUAUACAAAAAGCUACAAUCCUUUUGAUGAAGAUGACGAUGAAGACCUCAAGCCUGUCAAGUGGAAUGAAAGCAGUGAGCCUUCUGGAGGAGGCAUGGACAGACAGAGCUAUCUUCAGCGGGAGGUCCUGAGACGCUCCCAAGCCACCGUGGAUAGCACUAACCGCUCCCUGUCCCUCAUUUACGAGUCUGAACAUGUUGGCGUAGCCACAGCAGAAGAACUUACCCGGCAGGGCGAGGUACUUCAGCGCACUGAACGCAUGGUAGAUAAGAUGGAUCAAGAUUUGAAAACAAGCCAGAGACACAUCAACAGCAUCAAGAGUGUGUUUGGUGGCUUUGUGAAUUACUUUAAAGCCAAGCCGCAGGAGAUCAAACCUGAGCAGAACGGGGCCUCUGAAUACCAAGGAAGCAACAAAUUAAAAGAAGCCCUCUCCCUUAGUAAAGAACAGGAGCCGAAAUACCUGGAAAGUCAUCCAAAUUUGCGGAAGCUGGAUAAUUCAGAGUAUAAUUCCAGUGGACCCAGUUCAGAUUCUUCACUCCAGCAUGACAGUUACCCCAAGAAUCAGCAUCUCCGAGCUUACCAUCAAAAAGUUGACCAGAACUUAGAUGAAAUGUCUUCCGGGCUCGGUCGCCUGAAGAACCUGGCCCUUGGCUUGCAGUCUGAAAUCGAGACGCAAGAUGAAAUCCUGGGUCGCCUCACCACCAAAGUCGACACGCUGGACAUCAAUAUUAAAGACACGGACAAAAAGGUCAAGGCGCUUUGAAGAGUUUCAAGUCUUUCUCCCUUCCAUGCAGGAAUUUGAUGCAUUUUAUACGCUGGACAUUGUCUUAUUGUCUGGGAAAUUCCCAGCAUAAGGAAGUGGCCUAUUUGACUGUCUUGCCUCUCAUCAUUAAAACAAAAGCCUUAAGUGCAA
This is a messenger RNA of Pogona vitticeps (central bearded dragon), 1160 nucleotides long. It is a transcript of the gene SNAP29, whose product is annotated as synaptosome associated protein 29. NCBI's taxonomy places the organism in Eukaryota, Metazoa, Chordata, Lepidosauria, Squamata, Agamidae. Gene Ontology annotation, molecular function: SNAP receptor activity; syntaxin binding. Gene Ontology annotation, cellular component: plasma membrane; SNARE complex. The record is from RefSeq and is a predicted model, not a curated record. Gene Ontology annotation, biological process: synaptic vesicle fusion to presynaptic active zone membrane; exocytosis; synaptic vesicle priming.